Angiostrongylus costaricensis is the source of this 1503-nucleotide messenger RNA. The record is from the annotation of a GenBank genome assembly. NCBI's taxonomy places the organism in Eukaryota, Metazoa, Nematoda, Chromadorea, Rhabditida, Metastrongylidae.
AUGCGUUACCCUCAUUAUGAAGUAUGUUGUGGAGGAACGUUUUCGAUGUACGGUAGUGUUAAAUCUACUUCCAGUUAUUCUUUCAUUUCUUUGCUUUUCAGAACCACUGAUGGCGUACUGAAAAUGAGCGACGGCUCUACUGUGUCACCAGUGUUGAUGUGGGUGAAAGCCAUGGAUCUAUUGCUGGAACAGAUUCAUUCACGUGUUCCAACAAAGAAUAUCCGUUAUAUCGGUGGAUGCGCGCAGCAACAUGGGACUGUGUAUUGGGCCAACGGAGCCGAGAGAAAACUCGCCACUCUUUCUCCCGUUUUCAAACUUUUCGACGGUCUGGGAGAGUCAUCUUUCGCCUUGCCUCUCAGUCCUACAUGGAUGGAUUCAAGUACGGAAAAACAAUGUUCCGCGAUGGAAAAAGCUUUAAACGGGGAAGAGAACAUGGUUCGUAUCACAGGAUCACGAGCUCAUCGCAGAUUCAGCGGCCCACAGAUCACGAAGGUUCUAGAAACCAAUAGGCAAGCAUGGAAUAACUGUGAGCGGAUUUCGGUAAUAUCGUCAUUCACCUGCUCUUUAUUCAGAGGAGAGAUCGCACCCAUUGAAUACACGGACGGUAGCGGUAUGAACCUUAUGAAUAUUCAGGUAGGGAAUCGCUAUCAUUUCCGAAAUGGUACCGUCUCGAAUUAUAUGAUCCAGAGAUACGGGUUCAGUAAGGACUGCAUGGUGCUUCCGUUUCUCGGCGAUAAUCCAGCCUCCCUGGCUGGUUUGAAUCUCUCAAAAGGAGACGUCGCUAUCUCACUUGGUACGAGUGAUACUGUUUUUUUCACCACCACUGAGUAUAAGCCGUGCGUGGAUGCCCACGUAUUCAGUCACUUUUCUGGAAGAAGAGACGAGUUCAUGGUCCUUGUAUGUUUCAAGAACGGUUCACUAACAAGGGAACGAGUGCGCAAACAGCUUGGUUGCCAAUGGGACGAAUUUGCUGCGCUCUUAGCUAAAACUCCGCCAGGAAAUAGAGGAAACAUUGGCUUCUACUUUGAUGACGACGAAAUCGCUCCGCGAGUUACUAAAGGAGACUUCAGAUACCAAAAAGAUGGAUUGUGCCAUCUUGUUGAAAAAUUCCCACCAGAGAUUGAUAAGGUAGAAUAUAAAGAGAUACAAAUUUGCUUCUUAAUAAUUUCCACAAAAAAAGAAAUCCUUUUUUCCGAGUGGAUCCGUUAUACAGGCCGUCUUUUCCUUACUGGAGGUGCUUCGACCAAUCGCGAUUUACAGCGGGUACUGUCCGACGUUUUCACUAUGGACGUGUAUACACUGAAUGUUCCCGAUUCGGCAGCUCUCGGUAGUGCUAUGCUUGCCAGAUACGCUUACUACUCACCGCCUUCGUCCUACAGCGAUUACUACAACAGUACAACAAAUAUCGAAAAAGUGGCGGAGCCUGAUGUUGCGAAGUCGCAAAUUUAUGAGGAAAUGCUACCCGAGUUCACCAAACUUUGUCACUCUCUUCCAGUUCCUUAA